This is a messenger RNA of Paramecium pentaurelia, 3995 nucleotides long. NCBI's taxonomy places the organism in Eukaryota, Ciliophora, Oligohymenophorea, Peniculida, Parameciidae. The record is from the annotation of a GenBank genome assembly.
AUGAAUAAAAUAUAAUUCAACUCUUUACAGGUAAAAACAACUAAAUUAGAAUUCAUAAUUCCUAAACCACCAUUGAAUUAUAUUGUAAAAUAAGUUCAUCGUUUAAAAUGUGUGAUAUAGAGUAAAAAAGAUGUAGAACUCAUAAUGGAUUAAAUAAAUUUUAUUAUAGAAUUACUAAUUGCGGGAUAAGUAUAUAUUUAAUUUUAGAAUUUUAGUUUGGGACUCCCUCAUUAGCUUAUUUAAAUGAAUUGUGUAACACAUUAAAAUCAACUAUGCAUUCAUUUGAAUAAGAUUAAUUGGGUUUUGUUUUAGCUAAUAUGGAGACAUUAAAAAAGCAGACAAGUUUAGAUUAUCUAAAAGGAUUUAAAAAGGGCAGCUCUAGAAAUUUAAAGAUUGCUAAUUAACUUUAGAAGUAUAUAUAACUAAAUUUAAUCAUGUUUUUAGAAUAUAGAAAAGAUUACUUUCAGUAAUAAGAAAUGUGUAUGCUCAGUUUGUGUUAUUUUGGUUAGAUGAACAUUAACCAGAAUAAAGUAUAGCUUUACGUAGUAAGCGUAUAUUUGUUGAAACUAAAACGUAAAAUAAAAUAAUCAUUAAUUAAUUAAAAUAGACUUAUACAAAGUAAAUUAAAAGAAUUAGAUUUAGAAAAGCAUAAGAAAAUAGUAUGUCGAAUAUGUGAGUAAUUAAUAGAAGUAGAAAUUAUGGCAGCUCAUUGUAUAACAUGUGAAAAGAAGGCAGAAUAAAGCAAGAAAUUAUUAUAACUAAAUUUAUAAUUAGCAGAUGCAUCUUAAUCAGCAUAUAAAUUAAAGCAUGAUGUUUAGAUAAAGUUGGGUAAAUUGAGUUUAUAAGAAUAAAAGAAAAAUAGAUAGAAGUUGAAAAAAUAAGAAGAAGAAAAAAAACCAUUAAGAUCUCUUAGAAGGACUCACACUAUCCAUUUAUAAGACAAUAAACUCUAGUAAGAAGAAGAAGAAAAGAAUAAAGCCAAAAAAUAAUUGGCUUUUAUAAAUUCUGUUAUGACUAUUAUAGUAAAUUAUACUGAAAAGGUUUUAAAUAGUAAUAUUAAUAAUGAAGAUAAUAAAUGUAUUCAUAAAAUCUAUAUAUUUAGUAAAUCGAAUAACAUUUGAUGAGUUAACUGAAGCAAAAUGUAAUUUAGAAAAUGAUCAAAAUAAUGAAGAAGUACUUGAUAUAAUAGAUAAAGCACGUUCAUGUAUGUAUGAUAGAAUGGAGUAUUUUAAAAUUAUAUAAAAUUUGGAAUCAUAAUAAAUUUAAGAAAGUUAAAAGAUCAAACAAAAAAGUGAAAUAGAUUUAAAAUAAAAAUAUAAGAAUUCAAAUUCAAGUUCAUUUAGAGUUUCAAAAUUUAAUAAUAUAACUACAACUAUCUAAUAAAAACUUAAAAGAAAUGAUACUAUCUAUGAAGAAGAUGAUGAAUUUGUUGGUUAAUCACCAAAAAAUGCCAACAAUUAAAAUAAAAAAUAGAACCUUACUAUAAUGUCUUUAAUUAAGUAAAUAACAAUAAUGAUUAUUAGUAAAGAUAAAUUUAAUACAAGUAAUGUUGGAAGUUUUAAUGAUAUUAAUAGAAGAGAUAGUUUAACAACUAUGUCAAUGUCCAGAUCCCAAGUGCUUGGAAGUAAUUAAAUCAAAAGAACAUUUUAAUCUAAAACUAAUACCGAAGAUUAACCUUAAUCACUAUCAAAUCCAGGAUCUAAAAUAUUAGAUAAAAUUGUUAAUCUAUCAAAUUCUUCUGAUACUUUAAUAAGUCCAAAAUCUAAUAAACCAUCUCUAUUUUUUAAGGCUUAAUCUCCUAGAAUUGUUGAUUCUGUAAUUGAAUCUUCUAAUUAAUCUCCAACUGCAAUAAUAGGAUAAUUUGAUUUUUAGGAUGAAAGUCCUCGAAAUUAGAAUAUCUGUUCUUUUGCAGAUUUUGCUUAAUGUGAUUCUGAUUAAGAAAUUUCAAUGAAAAAAUAGUUGAUUCCAUCAAUAGGAGUAGGUAGACAAGUAGAUUCAAUUGAAGAAAUAUAAAAAGACAGAGAAUCAAAUGUUUUAAAUUCAUUAGAAAAUAUUAAUUAAUGUUAAUCUGAUUAAGAGAUAAAUUAAAUUCAGAUGUCAAAUCCCAAUUCAAAUCAGGAAAUGAAAAGGUCUUCUUAAAACAGUAUGAAGAAUAGUGGCAAAAAUAAUAUAAUGAUAAAUUAACCAAUUCAUAUGAAUGAACAAGAUUUACAAUAAUAAUUACAUAAUUAACUAGGAGCAAGAAUUGAAAUAGAAUAAAUUAUUGAAGAAUCUUCAAGUUAAAAUUCACCUCAAAAAUUGGUUUAAUAAGAUUUGAAUUAAAAUCGUUUAUCUUCCAAUGAAAAAUUAAUUAUUCUCUAGAAGGAUGAAAUCAAUUAAGAGGCUGAUAUAAAUCAAUCUUUGAAUUAACCAAAAAAAGGUUAGUUUAAUCCAUAAAAUUCCAGAAAUAAUAAUAAGAAAUAAAGUAUGGUAUAUGCUCCAGAAAAAUCUAAAUAAUCAUUUGAUUUUGAAGUCAUAACUGUAGAUAGAGGUUAUAAUUCAGAUUCUGAACUUGUUAGUAUAAAUGCAGAGAAAGCUAAUUAAUCUUAAGAAAUUGGAUUGAAAGAUUUUGAAUUCAUCAAACCAUUAGGAUAAGGGGCAUUUGGAUGGGUAUUUCUAGUUAAAAAGAAAACAUCUGGAGAUUUAUAUGCAAUGAAAAUCAUUGAUUGUUCAUAAAAAGUAUAUUAUAUUUAAAUUAAUAAAAGUAAUUAGAAACUUAGCUAGAUACUUUAAAAGCAGAAAGAAAUAUCUUUGAAAUUUUAUCAGGAGAUUUUGUAGUUAAAGCAUACUAUUCAUUUAGUCAUGAAUAAAAUUUAUGCUUUGUCUAAGAAUAUAUGGUUGGAGGAGAUUUCUCAAAUAUUCUAAAGAUGUAUACGGUAUAAAUUUCUAUAACAUUAAGGCUUUAGAUGAGGAAUACGUUAGACAUUAUAUAGCUGAAGUAGUUUUGGCUUUAGAAUAUUUAAGAUCCAAAAAGAUUGUUCAUAGAGAUUUAAAACCAGAUAAUAUUCUAUUAGAUAAAUAAGGUCAUGCUAAAUUGGCUGAUUUUGGAUUAUCAGAAGUUGGUUUCAAUAAUAGAUUAAAACUGAAAUUGAGACAAUAAGACAUUGAAUCGUAAUGAUUAUUCUUUUUAUAUUAAGAAACACCAUUCCAGAAUUUGCUGAUCGUAAUGAUCAAUAAUAUGAUACUAUUUUUGAUCUAAAAUUACCUUAAGCUUAAUAGACUAUUAGAGCAAGUAUUUAAAAUUAUAGCAGUAAAAAUAAAAGAAUUGUUGGAACUCCAGAUUACAUUGCUCCAGAAGUCUUAAAAGGAGAAUCAUUAACUAAUAGUAGUUUAGAUUAUUGGAGUUUAGGGGUCAUCAUGUAUGAAAUGCUUUGUGGUAUUCCACCAUUUAAUGAUGAUUCUGUUGAGAAGAUAUUUGAUAAUAUUUUAAACUACAGAAUUUAAUGGCCAAAUGUGAGUGAUUUUGAAGAGGAAAGUAUAUCUCAUAAUGCUUAUGAUUUAAUGUGUCGAUUAAUGGAACCAGAUUAUACAAAAAGAAUUGGACAUUAAGAUAUUAAUGAAAUAAAAAAUCAUCCUUUUUUUUAAGGUAUUAAUUGGAAUACAAUACUUUCUAUGCCUGGUUUAAUUGUACCUAAGAUGGUUUUAAAAGAAACUGAAGUUGAUGGUAAAAAUUGUGAAAAAGUCUAAUAAUUCUUAAAUAAUUUAGAAAAGAAAGAAGUUAAAAAUUAAACUUUAGCAUAAAAGUUAAAAAGUUAGCUAUCCAAUUUAGAAAGAUUAGAUUUAUUAGUUAAAUUAAGUUUAGAAGAAGCAAAUGAUAAACUGUAAUUAUUUAAAUUGAUUAUAGUUCUAAAAUAAGGACAGAAGAAAAUAAAUUAAAAAGAACCUUAAACAAAAUUGAUCAUUAUGAACAAGAACAUUAAGUUUAAAUGUUACUAUUGUAUGAAGAUGUUUUUUGA